Anopheles arabiensis is the source of this 752-nucleotide messenger RNA. RefSeq lists its product as uncharacterized. NCBI's taxonomy places the organism in Eukaryota, Metazoa, Arthropoda, Insecta, Diptera, Culicidae. Bases 35 to 577 code for a protein of 180 amino acids. The transcript has 2 exons. The record is from RefSeq and is a predicted model, not a curated record.
CAAAGCAAUACGCUAUACAUUUGGUUUAGCUACAAUGGAAUACCUACCAAUUUGCCUAACAGUGUUUCUUUGGUUUCUUCUCGUACUUGCUGAUUGUAAAAUGGAAGUGCAAUAUCAUAGGGUGGAAAAUGUGCAAAAUUCAUCGAUGGCUGUCAGCAACAUUUGGGUUGCUAAAAUAAAUCUAAAUCAACAUGGUUUGCGUGGCAAUAUAACGUUUCUUAAGGAUAUUGGAAAUAAUUAUUUGCUUUUUACAGAAAUUUAUCAUAGUUCCUUGGGAAACAAUCAGUUUACCAGAACGCCGUACAAGCUACCAAUACUGGGCAUAUGUGACUUUAAUAGCUACAUGCUAAACGAGUAUCGUGAUUACUUGGAAGACGUUAUAGAAAACCUACCCCUAGACAAUGAAUGUCCCAUCGGGGCAAGAGCGCUUGUUGUAAAGGACGUUAUAUUUGACUCGAAUGCUUGGCCACAACAAGGACGUCCAGGACUGUGGAAGGUGGAAAUGAAGAUAGUUGAAGCAUUGACUAGCACAAACAUAUUGGAAUUACACUUUUACAUCAACGUGUAUGAUUAUUAAAGAAAAAUGGGUAAACUACAAUCGUAUAGGUGAGCAUAAGGGUAUCCGUGUAACUGUUGCACAUAUCUUUCAUCAGAACAUGCACAUAAACAUGCAUAAAGAGCGUACAUAAAAGGACUAUUUGAAAAAAAAAAAUAUUUGAAACUAGUAUCUAAAAGAAAAAUUAUUAGGUUUA